GCUGAGAAGAAGACCGUUUAAACGACCUCGUAAUCGAAGCUGUUCAGUUUGUUUCUUGUCGCAGACAUAACGAUGUUUUCAAAGAGUGUAGUCGUGUGCAGUCUUCUGGCGUUUGCCGCGUUGGCUGCGGCAACCGACGUAUUGCAAUGCCCCGGUAAAAAUAUACCGAAUUUGAAAGAAAAUGUUCAAUUGACGCCCUGCAAAAAAGCACCUUGCAAGUUAAAAAAAGGAACUAAUCAACAUAUCAACAUUAAUUUCACACCAGAGACCGACCUGGAUGUAAUAACAAACCAUGUAGUGGCGGAUGUUUUCGGAGUUGAAUUGCCAUUUGUGGGAGUCGACGGCAAUCCCGUGUGCGACAAGCUUCAGACGGCCGAUGGACAACCAGCUUCAUGUCCACUCAAAGCGGGAACAACAUACACAUAUAAAGACUCCUUCCCCAUACUCAAUUUCUAUCCCUCAAUAGAAGUCAAAGUACACUGGGAAUUACAAGCGAACAAAAAAGGAUUUAUUUGCUUCGAAAUGCCCGUAAAAAUAGUAUAGAUUUUUAGAAUUUGUUUAAAAUCGAGAUGGUGUUAUAGGUAUUUAUUUUUACUCUUCAAGAUUUAUCAGCUACGCGCUGUAUAAUGUGUGAUAUUAAGUCUUAAUCAUAUUAACCGGCGAUUGAUUAUAACGUGGAUAGAUAUACCUACAUGAGUUCUUAGCAUGAGUUGAUGUCAAGAUGUAGUUAAAAGCUCGCGUGUAUUAGAUACAAAGAUUACAAUGUUUCUAUUGUAGAUCGAUUAAAUGAAGGAAAUCUAUACCGCUGACACAGAUACACCGACACGUGAUAGUAAUUUCCUACAAUUUAAACUAUAUUAUCUCUUCGCCUGAUAAAUUAGUCCUCAGAUGUUCUUUGUAUGAAUAAUGGUGUCUGCACAAUGACUUUAUAUGUGUCCUUUAUGGUUUUAUACAAUAAUUUUAACAUUAUUAAUUUUAUAUUCAAUACAUUUUUUACGAUUUUCAUUUUUCUCAAUGCGUUACAUUUUUAACUGAUGGUUAAGUGAUUUACUUUUGAAGCAUUACGCGUAAGCAUUUUUUUACUUUGUCAAUGAUGAAACAGAAAUUAUAUUGGUACCUUCAUGUCGCGUGCAUGAGUGCAGUUUAUUAUGGUUAUAAUUUUAGUACUUACGUAAGUAUAUAUUUUAAUGGAUAAAGAAUUAAAAUAUA
This is a messenger RNA of Colias croceus (clouded yellow), 1209 nucleotides long. Its product is annotated as ecdysteroid-regulated 16 kDa protein-like. The coding region runs from base 73 to 543 and encodes 156 amino acids. Gene Ontology annotation, biological process: sterol transport. Gene Ontology annotation, molecular function: sterol binding. Lineage: Eukaryota; Metazoa; Arthropoda; Insecta; Lepidoptera; Pieridae. The transcript is spliced from 3 exons. The record is from RefSeq and is a predicted model, not a curated record.